AUGGCCCAGCCCAAGACCGACUGCCGCUCACCUGUCGGUCUCGACUGCUGCAACUGCUGCCUGGACCUGGCCCACCGAAGUGGGCUCCUGGGAGACAGCAGCGGGCAGAACAAGAUCCCAGGCAGCCCCACCGUGAGCAACUUUCGGCAGCUUCAGGAGAAGCUGAUCUUUGAGAACCUCAACACCGACAAGCUCAACAGCAUAAUGCGGCAGGAUUCGCUAGAGCCCGUGCUGCGAGACCCCUGCUACUUGCUCAACGAGGGUAUCUGCAACCGCAACAUCGACCAGACCAUGCUCUCCAUCCUGCUCUUCUUCCACAGUGCCUCUGGAGCCAGUGUGGUGGCCUUAGACAACAAGAUUGAGCAGGCCAUGGAUCUGGUGAAGAAUCAUCUGAUGUAUGCUGUGAGAGAGGAGGUGGAGAUCCUGAAGGAGCAGAUCCGAGAGCUGGUGGAGAAAAACUCCCAGCUGGAGCGUGAGAACACCCUCUUGAAGACUCUGGCCAGCCCAGAGCAGCUGGAGAAGUUCCAGUCCUGUCUGAGCCCUGAAGAGCCAGCUCCCGAAGCCUCACAAUUACCUGAGGCCCCUGAUGGUUCUGCAGUGUAA
This is a messenger RNA of Pipistrellus nathusii (Nathusius's pipistrelle), 603 nucleotides long. The record is from the annotation of a GenBank genome assembly. NCBI's taxonomy places the organism in Eukaryota, Metazoa, Chordata, Mammalia, Chiroptera, Vespertilionidae.